AUGAAUCUCAUACGAAUGCAUCGAUGUGGCAAUGUCAAUUGCCUUUCUCAACAAAAGGAAAGCAUUGAUGAUAGUAAUAGAACGGCAUUUACGCGACGAGUUUAUCAGGUAGAUGCAACGACGAUAUGCCAACUAAUAAAACGAAAUGAAAAUAAAUGCUUGUAUAAAUCAUUUGGCCAACUACUUUAUCAGGCUUCUAUUGAUCGAAUAGAAACGACAUGUAAUCAUCAAAAUGAUGAUUUAUUAUUAAUCAAUGCACCCGAUUUAAUUUCUGUGGUGUUCCAUUGGAAUUCAUCUGAAUGUACUACAAGUGACGUGGAAGAUUUUGUUUCGAUUAUUGAACCAUUUGUUAAUUUACGCGAAUUAUUCUACGAUGUUACUAUAAGUGACGCUCGUAUUAAACAACUUUGUCUCAUUGGUCUCAUUUGUUUUUAUGGUAAUACUAUUGAAGUAUUCUUUUCCUAUGAACAUUCAACGUCAAAAUGGCUCUUUUGUUUCGAUGGAAACGUAACAGUAGCAAAUAAUUGGAAUGCUGUCAUAAGAAAAUGUAUCGAUUUUCAUCUUCAACCGUUUCUUCUUAUCUAUGCGAAUUCACAACAAAAUCCUGUUGAUAUAAGUCAAUUACUCAAGCGCACUAUAAUUCAAGAAAAAAUUGUGCAUCCGCAAAAAAUACUCGAACCAGCAAAACUUUCCAUGCCAAAGCAAGCACAAUUUACGAUGAAUCAAAAUGAUCUGCAUUCUUUAGAGAGUCUUUCGAAAAUAUCAUCAUUUGCAACAUUAAAUUCUUCCAUGUUAUUUAUGCCUUCGAAGCCGACAGCAACUUCUUCAUAUAUCAAUCAAGAAACAGUUGUUAAAGUCAUGCAACAGCAAUUAUUAAAAAAGGAAGCAUUGUCCGAUACAUCAUCAAUAUCAUUUUCACUAGCAUCAUCAUCAUCAUCAUCGUCAUCACCUCCUCCUGUGAAUAUUCGACAUCAAUUUCAAGCAAAACAAAAAGUCGCUGAUACAUUAUCAAGUAGAGAUUCAUCAACAUCAUCGUCAUCACAACGUGAUUCUGGUUUAAGUAGUUGCAUUAAUGAUGGAUCAAGUGACGAUAGUCCAAUAGAUAGUCCUGUACAUAAUGAACAAACAGAAAUUGAUAGUUUAAUUAAACAAACAGAACAGAUUAUGAACGAUAAUCAUUUCGAUAUGUCGUUAGCUUCAGUAGAAAAUUAUCUUGAACAAUCGUUAAAAUACGAAAGUGCAAGUAAUUAUUCGUCUGCAUUAGAAUCUUGCCAACGAGCAUUAGUCCUUGUCGAUCAAAUACUUAAUUUAAGUCUUAAUCGUAAUACUCGUUUAUCAACGUAUGCUCGAACAAGAAAAAAUGGUUUACUAUUAAGAAUUCGUUCAUUAAGAAAACGACAAAUUGAACAAGCAGAGUUAAAUGCUAGUUUAACUGGAAUGUACAAACAUGUUGAAUAUCUCGAAAAUAAAAAUGACAAUGCAACAACAUCAUCAAUACUUUCGUCAACAAAACGAGUGUCGCGUCCAAAAAAGAAUGUUAAAUUUUCUGAUAAUGUUGCAUUAAUUGUUCCAACAUUAGAUGAUAUUAUUGAACCACCAUCGGAACAUUUAAUUCAUUCAUUUUUAAGAAAAAUUCAUCAACAACCAACAAUAUCAGAUUCGGAUUCUGAUGCACCAUCGUCAUCGGCCGAGAUUCCUAUUGGCUUAAUUGAAUGUUCUCUUUGUUAUAAACGAUUUUCAAAAACAAAUCAAUUGGGGACAUAUUGUUCCAAUUGUCAGUUUUACAUGCAAAGAUUUCAACCAAUAACAUCAUAA
This is a messenger RNA of Rotaria socialis, 1815 nucleotides long. Lineage: Eukaryota; Metazoa; Rotifera; Eurotatoria; Philodinida; Philodinidae. The record is from the annotation of a GenBank genome assembly.